GUCUAUGUUAUUCUCCGAUAACUUCAGUUGACGUUGAGAAAGAAUAGUAAUUGUUACAGAGUAUUUUUUUUAUUGUUAUUAAAUACGUUUCAAUAAUUUUGACGAAUUCUACAAGACUGGAAGUUUUAUCUUUUAAAUCACAUUUAAUUGUUAGUCAAGUGUAGAAAUUUUUUUGGAAUAUACCUAAUAACAUAACAAUGAUGGGCAAUAGUACAGAUCUAUUUCUUGAUCGAACCAAAAGAAUACUUAACUUCUUCGCUAUGUGGCGUUCAUUUGAAAAACCAAUCCCACUAAAAGUUUAUAUGGCGUUUAUCAUGACGACACAGUAUUUAUUUCUCAUAUUUGAAAUAAUUUACAUUGUGAAUGUCUGGGGAGAUAUGGCCGAAGUUUCUGAAGCUUCUAUUUUGUUGUUCACUCAAGCCUCGGUUUGUUAUAAAAUGACAGCAUUUAUCAGUAAGACAAACAAUUUUGUGAUCCUAUUGGGUUUAAUAGAAAGCGAAAUAUUUUCAGCCCAAACUGAAUUACAUGAAAAGAUAUUAAUUUUGAAAGCUCGAAAAAUAAAGCGUCUGUGCAUGUUCUUUUUGGUAAACGCUGUUACAACAUGUUCGCUGUGGGCGGUUAUCCCAUUACUUGACAUUAGCAGUAAAAUGCUGCCUUUUAAAAUUUGGAUGCCUGUUUCGACCGGUGAAUCGCCUCACUAUGAAUUGGGAUAUCUUUACCAAAUGAUUACGAUUUACAUAAGUGCGUUUCUUUUUAUUAGCGUCGACAGCGUACCGCUUUCUAUGAUCAUGUUCGGAUGUGCCCAACUGGAGAUUAUUAUGGAUAAAAUUGGCAAGGUGAAAAGUUGGUCACUCGAUCAGCAACCGAUGCAAAAGCAAGAAGUGCUCAAUUCAAAUUAUGAGCUAUUAGUUGAAUGCGUGCGCCGCUAUCAAAGUGUAGUGAGAUUCAUUGAACUAACAGAAAAAACGUAUCACGCAAACAUAUUUUUUCAACUCAGUGGAUCGGUUUUCAUUAUUUGCAACAUUGGAUUUCGUAUUGCUAUCGUAGACAACAACAGUCUUCAAUUUUAUUCAAUGUUGACAUAUUUAGUAACGAUGCUCUCGCAACUAUUCCAGUACUGUUGGUGUGGGCAUGAGCUAACGAUUCGAGGUGAGGAAUUGCGUGAGACGCUGUAUCAAUCUCCCUGGCAUGAACAGGAUAUCCGCUACAGGAAGGUUCUCAUAAUUACAAUGGAACGAAUGAAAAGGCCUAUAAUAUUCAAGGCGGGUCAUUACAUUCCGCUGUCGAGACCUACUUUUGUGGCUAUACUCCGCUGUUCGUAUUCGUAUUUCGCCGUGUUAAAUAGAGUUCGAAACGAAUGAAAACACUAUUCACAAAUUAAUUGUUUAUUUAUAAACCGUGUAUCACAUAUGCGUAAUGUAUAAUAUUCACGAUAUUUAGGCAAAAGUGUGCUUAGUUCACGAAAAUUACGAAAAAUACAUUAAAAAAGUGAUUCCCACACAUACAUAGCGUUUUAAUUGGCCUUUUUAUUAUGCGUCAUAUUGUUGUUCAUUUCCCAUCAGGCGUCUUUAUUGUUGUACAAUUACUAUUAUAGGAUAUAGAUCCGGAUUCCCAAUUUCACAUUCUCACUCGAUAACUUAACCGAUCGCAAAGUUCUUAAAUUGGUAAGCAUUUUGUAUGAACAAGAAAAAGACGAGUGAUAGCAUUUUUAAAAAGGGGUCUCUUACCCAAAACUAUUUGGGAAUCCCUGAUAUAUUUCGAUUAUCUAUUUGUAUUUUACAAACACGAACAUCUCUUGUUAACACAUAAACAGGAGACUCCGCGGUAAAAAAUGCCAAUUAAUACAAAUUCUACAACAAUUAUUUUGGGAAACCACAUUUUAUAUUCCUGUAACGCUCAACCAUUUCUUAAGAUUAAAAACAUUAGUCAUGUAGAUAAAUUCGUGCGCUUAAAUAAAAUAUAAUAGCAUAAAGGCGAACGAAUACAAAACAAUUACAACCGCAUUUUAGAAUUUCAAUUAUUCAAUAGACCUUUUCAUACUCAUAUGUCAUUUUAGACAGAAUAAGCUCAAAUCGACGCGGGUAAACUUUUAUCGUCUUAUUAAGUUUUCG
Molecule: messenger RNA, 2111 nt
Organism: Bombyx mandarina (wild silkworm)
Lineage: Eukaryota; Metazoa; Arthropoda; Insecta; Lepidoptera; Bombycidae
Gene: Or-41
Product: olfactory receptor 41
Biological process (GO): detection of chemical stimulus involved in sensory perception of smell; sensory perception of smell
Cellular component (GO): plasma membrane
Molecular function (GO): odorant binding; olfactory receptor activity
Source: RefSeq, a predicted model, not a curated record